Molecule: messenger RNA, 2440 nt
Organism: Galleria mellonella (greater wax moth)
Lineage: Eukaryota; Metazoa; Arthropoda; Insecta; Lepidoptera; Pyralidae
Gene: Egm
Product: complex I assembly factor ACAD9, mitochondrial
Exons: 9
Coding region: 157-1983 (608 amino acids)
Molecular function (GO): flavin adenine dinucleotide binding; acyl-CoA dehydrogenase activity
Source: RefSeq, a predicted model, not a curated record
AACGUACUAAAAAAAAAAAAAAAAAUCAGCUUAACCUCAAAAACAAACAUCCAGUCUGUGAUCUAAUAACAAUUAUUAAUAAAUUUCAUUUUCCAUUAGAAAUCUGUUACAGUAUUAAUCGUCUCAUUAAUUAUAAUUUUAUCUAAAUGCGCUAAAAUGAAUGUUUCCCGGCAUCUUUGCGUAUUCCGCCAUCACAAUGUCAGCAAAAACAUCUACAAGAAAUUUCGUUCUUCGUCAAUUAACUAUCAAUCUACACAAUCUGCACAGCCUCGGGUCGUGGAUGAGAAAUUCGAUUUUGAAGAUUUGAAAGUUUUAGAACGUGCCGAGCGAAGGAAAGCUAAGAUACGGCCGUUCAUGAAAGACAUCUUCGUCUCUGUAUACAAUAAGGAUCUACUCGCCUACCCGGAGAUUUUGAAUAAAGAAGAGUCUGAAGCUUUGGACGCACGCAUCGAUGUCUUGGACAAGACAUUCUCCGAUCCGGAAAAAAGUAAAGAUGACCGAUCCAGAGUACUGAAAGGGACCAGAAUGUAUGGCGCGCCCGCUCCGUUGACCAAUAACGGUUUAGCAUCGAAUAGUACAGAAUUAAUUCGUUAUUUAGAAAUAAUAUCCACUGAUAUAAAUUUAGGACUGGAAAUAAGUGAUCAUUGGGUUGGUUUAGAGAUUUUAAAGAAAGGUUUAUUAGAUGAGCACUACCAGCAAAUAAUCACUGAUGUGACCAGUGGUGAACAUAGCAUUGUGCUAGCAAUUAAGGAGAAAAUUGCUGAACGGAUCACACAAGCUGAUUUUAGGACAACAGCCGAGUUAGAUGGACAAAAUGUAUGGAGGAUAACUGGUGAGAAAAUUUGCAACAAAACAAAUGGAUACUUCCUCGUACUGUGCUGUAUCGAGGGGUCCAGGCUGAGGGCUUACCUGGUGCAUCCCGGAGCAGAUGGUGUCAGUUACAAAGAUGGAGUUGUUGAGUUCAAAAAAACUACCGCCACACCACUCAGCGAGAUCUCAGAGCAAGCAUUAGCACAGACACUCGGUCUGUCUCGUCUCCACGCGGCUACGCUAUGUCGCACUACUUUAAAAAGGGCAAUGCACUCAUGCGUUGAAUAUGUACAACCUAGGGUAUUUUCAGGGAAACCGCUAUCAGAGCUGUCCACCAUCCGCGCCACCAUCGGCGAGGCGUUACUCAACGUGUACGCGGCCGAGAGCGCCGAAUACUUCACGGCGGGCCUGAUAGACGGAUAUCUGGAGCCUGAUGCUGAACUAGAAAUGGCUAUGUGCAGGAACUUCAUCGCGAACAAUGGCCUGGCUACGAUGCUCAAACUGCUCAAUAUACCGGCUCUAGAGAAGGCUGAAGAGUGUGAGAGGCUGUUGAACGAUAUGAGACACUUGGCCACGUACGGCGAGAACUUGGACAGCGUUAACAUGUUCAUAGCACUGAACGGCAUCCACCACGCUGGCAAGAUGAUGUCGGAAGAAAUAAAGCAAAUCAGGAAUCCUGUUUUACACCCGGGUUUUCUAUUCAAGAAGGCCUUAGCCAACAGGAAACAGGAAAAGGACGACCCGACCCUAGACCUGUUCCUGGCUGAGCACCUCCACCCAUCGCUGCGUCCUCCGGCCGAACAACUGGAGUACUGCGUACUGCGUAUAAAGUACGCCUGUGAAACAUUGAUGAGCAGACAUGGGAUGAAGGUGGCCACAGCGUAUACAGAACUCAGCCGAUUAGCAGAAGCCACAACAGAAAUACUAGUUAUGUCAGCCGUCUUAGCCCGAGCGUCCAGAGCAUACUGUAUCGGACUGAGAAACGCCGAGUUAGAAAUGAAACUCGCUGCCAGCUUCGUCAGCAAGACCAAAGACAAAGUGCGCAAACUGAUACUCGAAAUCGACGACGGAGAAUACCUGAACCUUGACCAUUUCAAAAUAUCGUUCGGCAAGAAAGUUCUAGAAACGAAUUCUGUGAUAGUCGAGAAACCGACCGCUAGGGUCUUCUGGUAAUAUCGAGUCGAAAGAACUGCGAAAAAUGCUAUGUAUGUGAACUAAUUAUGGUAAAAUUUCCACGCGUGGUAUACACAACACAUUGUAUAUAUCCACACGUAGUAUAUACCACAUAUGGUCAUUAUUACACUUAGUUUAUACUACAUAAGGUCAUUACCACACUUGGUAUAUACCACAUAAGGUCAUUACCACACUUGGUUUAUACCACAUAGGGUUUUGCCACACUUGGUUUAUACAACAUAUGGUCAUUACCACACUUGGUUUAUACAACAUAAUGUUAUUACCACACUUGAUUUAUACCACAUAAGGUCAUUGCCACACUUUGUUUACACCACAUAAGGUCAUUACCACACUUGGUUUAUACCAAUGUAUGAACAGUGGAAGAUGUUUAUAUAGUAUGAAUAUUCUAGUUAUAAUUAUUUAGGUUGUUUUGUAAAUAAAAACUCUAUGUUAUUUA